CGUGUUGCGAGACCUGCUUCCUGCGCGCGCGCGCGCGGUUUGUCGGGCAGGAGCUCCAGACCGGCGGAGAGGAGAGGCUCCAUGGCGCCCCGCCCCUCUCGGACACGUUGCCCGGGGAGAGGCUGCACGGGCUGGAUGGGACUCCUGCCCGCCCGCCUUCCUUCCUGCGUCUGCUGGUUUCAUGGUUUAUGGUUUCAGCCCUUCGUCAUCAGCCAGCUCGGUCCGCCAGACACACACGCCGCGCGCGCACGCACACGCGGCUGCUGCUCGUCCUCAACUCAUCGAGCCGGACGGGAAACGCACGGUUCACUUCUGGUCUGUGAUGCUCUCUGCUGGCUGAGAGAGUUUAACUCCACAAUGUCGACCUCAGACUCCGAUUACUCCAUUGACUGGCUCGCCAGCGACGAGGACGACUUUGACAGCCCAAAGAGAUUAAGUCCUCAGCUCACGGAGGAGCCGCCGGUAUCACCAUCAUCAUCAUCCUCUUCCUCUUUAAGGGAAUCUCCUUCAAGCUGCUUCCACCGUGAAGCGACCCGGAGGAGGAGCAGGAGCGACUGCUGUGACUGUAAAGAUGGAGGCCGCUGUGGGGUCGAUGCUGGCUCCGCAGCCGCCCUGCAGGCCCCGGCAGUCAGUCCAGUUUGGGGAUUUACCUGUGUUUAUACGCAGCAGACGCUUUCUGUGGAGUCCGAGCAUCAGUCGAGCAGGAAGAGAGCACACUGCGCUGCUUCGGACGGACUCUGUGAAAAGCCUCGAGCACACACUGAAAACGAACUGUUCUCGCAGAAGUGCAUGGAGCUGCAGUGCUACAUCCAGCCUCUGUCGUCCAUCCUGCGGGGCCUGAGAUCAGGCAGGUACUCUGAGCGUCUCAGCAGUUUCCAGGAGAGCGUCGCAAUGGACCGCAUCCAGAGAAUAAUGGGGGUCCUUCAGAAUCCAAACAUGGGGGGACGCUUCCUCAGCAUCCUACUGAAAAUAGAGGAAAUGCUCCAGAGCUGGUUCCCUCGGAUCAAACCAGGUCUGACCUGCACAGACGACGGCACUCCGGCUAAGAAGCUAAAGCAGCAUCUCGACAGCGCCUCCCCUCCUCCAUCCUCUCUGGAGCCGCCUCUCGCAUCCUGUCACUCCUCCACCCGCCUCAAAUGGCUUCACACGUCGCCCAUCUGCUCCCUGAAGAUGCCCGAAUCGACGCUCGGCCAGCCCUCCGCCUCCCCUCUGCCCGCAUGCUGCGGCCAGGAAGUGACCCAGGACAACACUGUCUCCUCCAGCACCGACCGACCAAAGGGACCCCUGCGCCGCCUCGGAGCUGACCCUCGUCUCAGCCGGGGGCCGCUGCCCUUCAAGAUCAGCUCGCCGUGUCUGGUGAGACUCCUGCAGGCGAAAGAGAGCAUCAUCGCUCCCAGGACUGUGGGAGAUGGAGGCUGGUUGUCGUAGCCGCCGGCGGAGAAGUUUAGGGAGGACGCUUCACGAUCAGGUCCGAGUGGGACAGGAUCUCAUCAUUCAGGCCCCACGUGGCUUCCACAGAGCCUGAAGAUACUAAAAGGCCUUAAAAAAAAAAAAAAAAAAAAAAAGCAUGUUUCAAAGUCUUCUACAUCUUUCUUUUUAAAUCUACAGCUGACGUGCAGUUCACUCAGAUUCCAGGUUUUCAAGGACGAGCGGAAAAAUAAAAGACGGGGGCCUUGGAUAAAACGACUGCACAGAUCUGACGGUUGUUUUGAUGACAGCUGACUUUUAGGACGCUGUACAGGCGGAUUAACUGUGCGAGCAAACGGCCCUUGACAUUUGUUUGAGUUGGAUGGAUUUCAUCUUCUAAUGAGUUUAAAGGUUAAGCAGAAGUUGGCGGAGGAGAUCGUUACUGAGAUCUAUUUCCUCGCCACAAGACGGGAGUGAACACGUGAGCUCUUCUGAACACACGAACUCUAUUUAUGGAUCAAAAGAUGAAUGAACGCGCACGACAUUUGUUGUGGAGACUUCUGAUUUUCAUACCUGAGCACUUGUGAUCUGCUUCUCUUUUUGUUUUUAAUGAUUCCUCUACCUCAUGCUGACACCACAACACAGAUGACCUGCACGGCAAAUCUCCACAACUUCAGACUUUUACAGGAGCUGAGAAAAGCAGCCUCCCUUGUAGCUUCAGGGCAAAAAUCAGUAUCACAAUUAUCAAGAAUAUUUUUCAAAUAUGAAAAUAUUUCAUGAUAUAAACACUCACUGAAGGAUAAAUUGAAUUUGUGCUCGGCGCUACUUGGGUGUUUCAGAAGGUUUUAUCAACUGUUUUUCCUUGAUCCGCAGAGAACAAUGUGAGACUUUCAGGCUGGUGGGCAUCAUGAACUUCCAGAAACACUAAAUAUAUUUGGUCUGCAGUGGCGACUGCCUGCUAACAUUUACAUUUUAAUAUUGUUGUGAAAGAACAAUCACAGGGACCCCAGAGGAAAUUUAGAAUUUAAAAGAUGGGUUUGGAGUAAAUCGCAGUACUCACGUGUACUUUGAGAGCGUAGCUGUUUGUUUUUAAUAAUAAUAGCUUAUAUUUUUAUAGCGCCUUUCACAGGACCCUAGGAUGCUUUACACAUAACUACAGAGACAACAAACAACAAAAGGCCAGUCUGGAUUGAAUGCCUUGGUAAACAGCUGGGUUUUUAGUAGAUUUUUCAAAGUGUCCUGAGAGGUUUCAGAUCUCUAUGGGGAUGGAGUUCCCGAG
Micropterus dolomieu (smallmouth bass) is the source of this 2686-nucleotide messenger RNA. RefSeq names its product circadian-associated transcriptional repressor-like. The record is from RefSeq and is a predicted model, not a curated record. NCBI's taxonomy places the organism in Eukaryota, Metazoa, Chordata, Actinopteri, Centrarchiformes, Centrarchidae. Gene Ontology annotation, cellular component: nucleus. Gene Ontology annotation, molecular function: RNA polymerase II cis-regulatory region sequence-specific DNA binding. The transcript has 6 exons. The coding region runs from base 82 to 1428 and encodes 448 amino acids. Gene Ontology annotation, biological process: negative regulation of DNA-templated transcription; circadian regulation of gene expression.